Messenger RNA from Pieris macdunnoughi, 1203 nucleotides. The record is from the annotation of a GenBank genome assembly. NCBI's taxonomy places the organism in Eukaryota, Metazoa, Arthropoda, Insecta, Lepidoptera, Pieridae.
AUGUUGGAAAGAUUGGGUCUGCGUGUGCCAAAUAACCACACUCGGCGGGCGAUAUUCGCUGCCACUGUGGAUAGAGGUACAUACCGCGCGGGUUUCGCUCAGGUAUUUAGUAUCGUAGAAGAGUAUUUAGCUCUAAUAAAUUAUGGAGAGAUUUCGGAAGAUGAUCUUGAGGACUCGGAUACAGAAGGUAAUGAGAAUUUUUAUGAAAAUGGAGACGAUUUGCUUCACGAUCUUGAGAGUCCAUUAGAAGAGGAAAAUGAUGACCCCGAUAAUGAUCCAUUCAUGGCAGGAGACCCGCCAUUGAUAAAUGAAGCUACAGCAAAUGAUCAAGUGCCACAGGUUCCAUUCCCCUCAACAAGUCAAGCUAGUCGCCGAGCAACUAUGAGAGGACUCGUAUGGAAGGUAAAAAAAAUUGUUUUGAAUUCUGACCAGACAGCUUUUCAUGGAGACACUACAUACCCACCUGAACUGAAGGAUGAGGCUACUACUGGUACUCCCUAUAGUAUUUUUUCACAUUUUAUUACAUCAGAAAUAGUUCAAAGGAUUGUGGAAGAGUCUAAUUUGUAUUCCGUUCAAAAAAAUGUGACUAAACCAUUAAAUUUAUCUGAAACUGAGCUAAGAAAGUUUAUGGCGAUACUGAUAUACAUGUCUGUUAUAAAAUAUCCCAAUGUACGGCUAUACUGGUCAAAUACUGUAGGUUUUCAACUAAUCAAGGACAUAAUGACUGUCAACCGAUUUGAGACUAUUCGUAGAUUUCUACAUUUCAACAAUAACGAGAAACAUUUACCCAAGGAACACCCACAACAUGAUAGGCUCCAUAAGAUAAGGCCUAUAAUUAGCCAUCUAAAUGAGAAAUUUGCUUUAGUUCCUAUGGAACAAAAACUCUCAAUUGAUGAACAGAUGUGUGCCACAAAAGUGGCACACUUCAUGAAGCAGUAUUUACCUAAUAAGCCCCAUAAGUGGGGGUUUAAAUUAUAUGUGAUGUGCAGCGUGAAAGGUUAUGCUCAUAAAUUUGAAAUAUAUACUGGCCAAGAGAAUGAACGGCUUCCAGAUGAACCAGAUUUUGGGCCAGUGGGAAAUGUUGUAGUCCGGCUUGCUAGAGGUGUCCCAAGGCAUAUAAAUCAUAUAAUUUAUUUUGAUAAUUUUUACACCUCUGUACCUUUCAAACUCAAACUCAAACUCAAAAUAUCUUUAUUCAAGUAG